Molecule: messenger RNA, 4715 nt
Organism: Acipenser ruthenus (sterlet)
Lineage: Eukaryota; Metazoa; Chordata; Actinopteri; Acipenseriformes; Acipenseridae
Product: beta-1,4-galactosyltransferase 3-like
Exons: 7
Coding region: 324-1379 (351 amino acids)
Biological process (GO): carbohydrate metabolic process
Molecular function (GO): glycosyltransferase activity
Source: RefSeq, a predicted model, not a curated record
AUCCAAAUUUUAAUGUAGGUCAAGGGAAGUAGUUGUGUAAAGUGAAAGUUCCUCAUUAUUAGCCGUACUCAGUUGUAGCUGCAAAGUUCACCUCAGUACCGCAUCUACCUUCAUGACAACACAACAUGUGACCUGUUAUUACGACGUGAAGGGGAAAAUGUGAGCCUCUGAUCGAUGUCAAAUCAGAAUGAGAAGUCCAAAGAUGAAGGAGCUUGAGGAGAUAAACCCAGAAGAGUUUUCAUUUUGUAAAUGAGAUGGUCCCUGUUUCCCAAUUGUAACAUUUUUUUGUUUAUUGAACGUGUGUCCUGCAGCUUUUUUGAAGAAUGAACCGGAUAAGAACGAUAGGAAAACCGCGCUUUUUACUCAUCCUGGCUUUUCUUCAAGUCCUUUUUUUUGUGGUCAUGUACCGCAGAGGUUCAAGUAAAAUCUUUGAGUCGUUUUCCAAAAUAAAUGGGAAAAACUGGGACUAUUCAAAAGUCAAAGACAUUUAUACAAACUUGACCCUUUUUACUCCAGCAUUAACAGAUGAACUGCAAUACUGCCCUCCUAAGUCUCCAUUGCUUGUGGGCCCCCUGAGCAUCACUUUCCAGAACAUUCCCAGUCUAAAGAGGAUACUAAAGAAGAACCCAUAUGUAAAGAGAGGGGGUCUCUACACCCCUCCACACUGCCAGGCACGCUACAAGACUGCCAUUCUCAUACCUCACCGCAACAGGGAGAUGCACCUACGCCACCUACUGUAUUACCUGCACCCCUUUCUACAGCGCCAGCAGCUCCACUACAGGAUUUAUCUCAUCCACCAGGCAGGAAAUGAAACUUUUAACAGAGCAAAGCUUCUCAAUGUCGGUGUACGAGAAUCUCUAAAAGAUGAGGAUUGGGACUGCCUUUUUCUACAUGAUGUGGACCUCAUUCCAGAGAAUGACCAUAAUCUCUAUGUCUGUGAUGAAACGUACCCCAAACACUUCUCUAGUGCAAUGGAUAAAUUCAACUACAGGUUACCCUAUUGGUCUUAUUUUGGCGGUGUGUCGGCUAUGACACCUGAACAGUAUAUGAAGAUAAAUGGGUUUCCAAACAGCUACUGGGGUUGGGGUGGUGAGGACGAUGAUAUUGCCUACAGGGUGAAGUAUGCUGGAUUGAAGAUUGUCAGGGUUCCACUUAAUAUUGGACACUACAAAAUGGUCACUCACAACACGGAUAAAGGAAAUGAAGAAAACCAAAAACGGUUUGACUUGUUGGUGAAGUCACCAAGGAAAUGGAAAGAGGAUGGCAUGAACUCUUUGGAGUACAAGUUAAUUUCAAAAAGGCUGAUGUACCUUUUCACCAACAUUACUGUGGAUGUCGGUGCGGCCCCUAAAGAUAAGAAGACCAAAACUAGAAGCUGAAAAGAAAUGCAAUGCCCUUGUUUAACCAGUACUGGAGGCUGGAGAAGGAAGUGUAUUCUCUCUGCCUGGAGGAAAUAUCUGCAACAUGCGUAUGUCAUAUCAACAUGCACUUUAAAUAGAAAUAGCGCCUUUUAACACAUGUGAAAAGUUCUUGAGUCCCUGUUAAGUAACUGAAGGAAGGUGUGUUUUAUAGAGAUGGGGGUUCAAAACAUCCGGAAUGUAAUUCAUUGUUUAAAGAAGAUAUGACUGAUUGCUCAGGAUUUUUAAAUUGGCAAUUCAGUAAUCAACAGAUGUUUGCAAAAAGUCAGCUAAUCUAGGUGAAUUUCAAUAUUAAAUUGUAACUUUGUACCUGUGCUAAGUAUAGGUUUCAGCAGUGCUAAGCUGACAGUGUUUUGCAUAGUUAACAGACAAAGUGCACAAAUAUCAUUUGCAUCUUUUUAGGUUCAAGGAGUUUUUGUUUGUGUUGCAUAAAGAAACAACACAACUUUUCUCUGCCAGGCUAAAUAGAACAUUACUUCUCCUGCUGUGCCACGGUAAAAAUGGCCACUUUACAUUGUUCUAUUGAAGUUAACAUUACAUUAUAAUGUGAGAAAAUCUUAAAAGAAAACACUUGCAAUGAUAAAGUAAUUUGGGAUUGUGGACAGGAUGCAAAAUAGCAGCUAGAGAGUUUUUCAAUGCUUUGUGUCGUCCAUUUCAGAAACAGCUGCUAAAUCCCAGUCGCUUAUAAAUACAUUUAAAAAAAAUACUAUUGAGAAAGAUCAUUUCUAAAAUGUGAUUUACACAUUUAUAAGCAUUAAGCUAGCUGUCAUCUGUGUUUUCUUACGCAGAAAGAUGAGAAAUAAUGCUUAAGGGAGUUGCAGUUCCCUUUCUGCACCUGUAUGUGAAACCCGACUUGCUGCACCAUUUUGUUUUUCUUUCACUUGGUGUGUCGUCCAGCACCACCACUGCUCAGUGUCUUUGUGCCUUCUGCUGCUGAUGAGAAUGUCACACAAAAAUAUACAUUAAGUGCCUUAGCAAUGGAAAAAAUAGCAAGUGCCACCUAUAAAAAAUUAUAUAUAUAUAUACUGCUGUGCAAAAGUCUUAGACUGUUGCAUUUUUCUACUCUGAUGUAUUAUGAGCAUCAACAAUUUACUCAAAACAGAACUGGCAGAAGGCACAGGUGUCGUUGUCCAUCCAUCAACAGUCCAAAGCACCUUUGACCACUGUCCCAUAGUCCAAAUUCUGUGUCCUUGUGCAUAUUCUAGCCUUUUCGUCUUGUUCCCCUUUCUUAACAGAGGUAUUCUUACUGCAACACAUCCUUGAUUUCAAGUGAUCUUUGUACUGUUGAUAUGAUGGACAACGACAUCUGUGCCUUCUGCAAGUUUUGGUGUCAAUUCAACGCGUGUCUUCUUUCUAUUCCUUAAGGUUAUUAUCUUCAAGUAUUGCUCAUCCUUGUUAGACAGCUUUUUGGGUCUUCCAGUCACGGGAUUGUCAAUUACAGAUGAUGUUUCUCUGUACUUGUUGAUUAUGCUUCAGAUACCACACCUUGAAAAUCGAGUGAUGCAAGCUAUUUCACUCAAUGUAGAAAACACUAGUGGAGGCUUUGAGUAAAUUGUUGAUGCUCAUAAUGCAUCAGAGUAGAAAAAUGCAACAUGUUUAAGACUUUUGCACAGCAGUGUGUGUGUGUAUGUAUGUGUGUGUGUAUAUAUAUAUAUAUAUAUAUAUAUAUAUAUAUAUAUAUAUAUAUAUAUAUAUAAAAUAAUACAUUGUAUCUCAAAUAACAUACUAAAAUAAAAGAUGGGACUCAAAGGGGUGAAAUUGAACAACCAAGCUGUUUACACCAAAAGAGCUAUCAAACCGGCCCAGUUUUCUGGCCAGAACCUCAUCUUAUUUCAUCGUUUAUUCAGCUAAGAAUCGUAACAUUUUAUUUGGUCAUUACUUGUAUAGACUCUUAACAUGGGCAGUAUCCUACUAUAAAGGAGUUUACAGUACUUACCAGGACUUGUUAGUAUGAGAUAACAUUUUACAUGUAGUCUCUAUAUAUGUAUUGUUGUUUAAAAUUUUUAAUCUUAUUUAUUUGUUACCGUAUGUUCAAAAUGAAACUUGAAAUUUGCCGAAUUGUAAGCUGUAUAGAUGUUUUUCAUGCACGUGGGGUUUAGUUGUUACACUGGCACUGUCUCUUACAUUAUAUUGUGUGCUUGCUUCAGUUGGAAAGAGAGCUCACAUUGUAUCUUGGUGGUUUUAAUAACUUUAAAGGAGUGUAUGUACUUACAGGGGUUAGACAAAAUGAUCAUUUUGUUAUGCAAGUAGCAUUCUUAACAUUUUGUGAUAUAUAUAAAAGCUACAUCUUUGGUUUCAGUCACAGUGGACAAGUGAAUACGUUGCUGCCUUAUCCACAAUGCACAAAUGAAUCAUUCAGGGAUGGUAAAAUAUUCCUUCAGCACAGUAUGUUGAAUAUGUGUCAUAUCAAUUUGAUGGCCUGUGUUUCUAAUUUAUUGUCACACCUCUGUAUAAGGACCAUUAUCAUGUGUAGCAGUACAUACAAGUUUAUAAAUUGUUUGUUUUUAUUACACUUUUGUAGAUUUUUCUGUGUGAAGAUUUUUCUUGUUGAAUUUUCUGUGUUUAUGAUGCAUACACUAUUUGCAGUUACUGUGUGUUUUAAAAACCCAAUAACAUUGACUCCAUUGUUUAGGGACCAAAAACUGUAUUGGCAAAAAAAAAUUGCUAACACGUCAAACUAGAACCAGUAGGGCAUAAGAAGAGUAUAUUCUGUUUUCAAAACUACAAUUUCUCAUUCCUAAUCAAAGACUUGAUGCUAAAAAUGGUGUCUAUUUUUAUAUAACAGAAUACAAUAAAACUCAUUACUAACGAAUCUACGAUACAAUAGAAGGAAGCAACAACUUUAUUCUUAAAAGUGUCAUUACAGCUGUUAGAUAAAGGAAACAAGUUAAGAAUCAUUAGUGAUCUUUUGAGAAAUUAAUGGACCAGACAUGUUUUAAAAAGUUAUUUUUUUCAUGUUUGUAAAAAUGCUGUAUGAGGUUAGGAAAUUGCUGGGGAAAAUGUUCUGUGUCAAACAUUAAACGCAAGCUUUACCUUAAUAUUUUGUUUUAGUUUGUCACAAAAAUGUAUUAUAAAAAAAAAACUGAAGUGUACUGGUGGUGAAUGCACUAGGGCUGUUACAUUUCUUGAAUGUUAAAAGAAUACAUUUUCUGUAAGCAAUCAGAAAACCCAUCAUAAGAAGCUGUCUAUAAUGUAUUGCUGUUACUUUUUCAGGAAUGACACAAUUGCUAUGUAUAAUACCAUGUAUGGUAAAGGCUUAAUUAUUAAAGAAUAAAUAUUGAAUGUAAAAAUGUUCAA